Messenger RNA from Brassicogethes aeneus, 660 nucleotides. The record is from the annotation of a GenBank genome assembly. Lineage: Eukaryota; Metazoa; Arthropoda; Insecta; Coleoptera; Nitidulidae.
AUGAUCAUGUGUUUUCUUGGAUGUAUGUGCCACGUCAUGGAUGGGAGUGGUAUGAAGGAAGCUCUCAGCACCAUAUACGCCGCCAAUUUCGUGGACAAGUUGCUAAAUGGACACGCCUACGCAAGAGCUAUCCGAGCGCACAUGCUUGUCCGGUUAGCAUUAGGAAAAAUUAUUAUUCAACAGCUGGUCUUUGAGGAAAAUCUAACAAAUUGUUGGAUUGGUUGCAUUGAGGAUAUUCUGUUAGGCCGGAAAUCUCAUACAAAUUUGUUGGAAAUUGCUCCCAUGUGCUAUUCGUUGGACACAAUGUUCCACGAACGCCUAGAGGAUCUCAAUGAUCGGGGGCCUACAGCGCAGUUGUGGGUGCAAUAUAUUGAUAUGGUGCCAAUAGCUCAUAAUUUCAUCCGUGCUGAAAGACUUGGUGAUUGGAAUGUGCAUCUCACUGUUGUAAAAAAAAUGCUACCGUACUUCCAUGCGUCUGGUCUGUUCUGGUCUUUAUGCCAAGUCAAGGCAUUUGUAUCUACAGGACAUAAUGACAUUAGAUGCAUAGCUAGACUGCAACACUUUUUAGCAGUUUUGCAAAGGGGUUCUUUACUGUUCGACGGACGGAAAAAUUCAAUAGUGGGACUUGGACAGAUAUGGUCAUUGAACAGAGCCAGAUGA